Colletotrichum chrysophilum is the source of this 1554-nucleotide messenger RNA. RefSeq lists its product as uncharacterized. Lineage: Eukaryota; Fungi; Ascomycota; Sordariomycetes; Glomerellales; Glomerellaceae. The transcript has a single exon. Gene Ontology annotation, biological process: spliceosomal tri-snRNP complex assembly. The coding region runs from base 1 to 1554 and encodes 517 amino acids. The record is from RefSeq and is a predicted model, not a curated record.
AUGACCGCCGCCGCCUCGAUCGACUCCAAUGUUCGGCCCGCUCUGUUCAGACCUUCGGGUCUGCACAAGUCCGACUCCUCCGUCUCCACCACCGCACUAUCCUGCAGAUCCAUCCGCGUCACCGGCGCUCAUCCGCUCGGUAGCCUUCACGUCCACCAACCUCUCGAUUCCCCGCUGUCCCAAGAAGUCGCCGCCAUGAACCCCAACAUCACACCCGACGACGACGAGCCGCCCCCUCUGGCCGACAUUGAAAAUGAGGAUACGAUGGACCUCGUCCCACAGGAACACCUGCAGCAUGAGCACGCACUCGGUGGCGGCGACAUCGUCCUCAUCAUGGACUUGCCCGCCGCUUUCACCAUCGGCUACGACUCAGUUUCCUUUACUGCCCGCGAGUUUUUCGGCGUCAGAGACAUCCCGCCCGGCCCGCACUUCUUCUGGGUCUCAGAGACCGAAGCCAGCACCACCCGUUGCGGCUUCUGGAUCGUGAGCUCGGCCACGGAGAAAAUUCACGUCAUGCAGUGGGACAAGUUCAAUGAGGUCGUCGGCGAGCCCGCCAGCCAGGUCGAGGCCCGCUUCCAAAAGGAUAACAUCCGCGACGUCUACCCCAAACUAGCGCCCUACCAGUUCCGCGCCCUCAACGCCAACGUCAAGCCCGCCGCGUCCGCCUCGCAGCCGCAGUCACAGAGCCCGGACCCCGAGUUCGCAAGGAGCACCAACAUCUGGCAGCAGCUCACUAAUGCCAUUUCUCCGAGUCUGCUCAGCAGGAUCACGGCGCGCCAGGCCGGCGACUGGGCGGUGCACACCUCCGACCGCGUGAAGGGCGCACUGAUGCUGCCCGCCGAAGUUGAGCUCGAGAAGAGAAUUCCUAACGUCGUGGCGAGCACCGAGCUCAACUUUACCUUCAGCCAGGCCGCGAAAACGUACGACGUGGAAAGUAUCGGCUCGGCGCGGACGGAGCAGGCAGUUGAUGCGACUGCACACCUCCUUACGGCGGGCAUCAGCGACGACGAUAUUGUGGGCGAGUUACAGUUUGCCUUUCUCGUCGGCAUGCACCUGGGCAACGAAGCCUGUAUCCAGCAAUGGUGGCACAUGCUGGUGGCUCUCGUCCUCAAGGCCUACACGUUACCCCUCAAGCGCCCUGAGCUCGCUCGGUCCCUCUUACAGACUAUUACUGCCCAGCUCGUGUACAACGAGCGUUAUCUCGACGGCUCCGUCCUCGACUACGGUCCAGCCUACGCUCGGGAUUUGAGGAUGGCUUUGAUCGUUUACAAGCGCCGGCUCAACGAAUUGCUUCUAGCGCUCAACUCACUCGCCACGCCCGAGCAGGCCCUCGUCGGCCAGGCUUUCUCAGACCUCGAAGCUUGGGUCUGGAAGUUUGGCUGGGACAUCCGGAGCGACUACCUUCGCAAGGGCAAGAUGAGGCUCGAGGACGGCGAGGAGGUUGAGGUGGAGCUGGACGACCUCGAGGCGGAGGACGAGCGGGGCGAGUUCGCGCCCGAGAUGGUUGAGCUGGACGAAAGCGGAAAGCAGAAAGAUCUUGUCUCGUGGGAUUAG